AUGUGGUCGGGUGAAAACCUAACUUCGGAUUUUUCCGUCUCGUCCUUCGGCCUGGCGGUGCCGCAGCUGGUCGAGGGUUCACAUCCGCAGCCGCAGCAGCAGGAGCUCGAGCCCCCUGGCAGCGACCACGACGUGAACUGCGGCAUGCUCGGCUUGUACCCCUCCUUCCUGCAGAGCUACCGCACGCACCUGUGCUACCUCAUGUGCCUCUGCGUGCUCGGCAUGACGCAGGGCUUCGUCGUCAACGGCCUGGUCUCCGUGGUGACGCCCACCAUCGAGAAGCGCUUCCAGCUGCUGGGCAUCGAAGUCGGGUGUGCGAGUUGCGACCCGCCCCUUGACAACGUGCUCUGGGGCAAACUGCAGAUGAUCCAGAGCAUGUUCAACGUGGCGUCGUGCAUCAUGACAACGCCCGUCAGCUACCACGGGGGCGUCGGCCACAAGCCGGUCAUAAUGGGCAUCGGCGCUCUAAUUGUGGCCACCGGCUCCAUGGUGUUCGCCUCCCCGCACUUCCUGGCGCCGCCGUACAUAUCGCUGGACAGCGGUUCCACCGACGUCUGCCCCCAGCGGGGCCUCGGAAAAUGCGCCGCCCUGGCACGGUCCGGCGCAACCAGCGCCAACUCCUUCAAGUACUUCUUCAUGGUGGGGCACGCGCUGCAUGGCGUCGGCUCGUCGCCAUUCUUCACCCUCGGCGUGGCUUACCUGGACCAAAACACGCCAUCGGCCAGCGCGUCUAUUUACAUGGGCAUCUUUUACGCCACGUCCGUCCUGGGUCCAGCCAUGGGUUUCAUCCUUGGCGGGUACUUCCUUUCGAAAUACACGGACAUAACCGCCGAUUCGUCGAAACUGAGCAUGGACCCUUCGAGUGCCAACUGGGUGGGCGCUUGGUGGCUCGGCUUCUUCUGCGCCUCCAUUGUCACCUUCCUCACUGCCUUUCCCAUCGCGAGCUUUCCAAGGGCGUUACCGAGUACGGCAAAAUAA
Messenger RNA from Rhipicephalus sanguineus (brown dog tick), 978 nucleotides. RefSeq names its product solute carrier organic anion transporter family member 4A1-like. The transcript is spliced from 5 exons. NCBI's taxonomy places the organism in Eukaryota, Metazoa, Arthropoda, Arachnida, Ixodida, Ixodidae. Gene Ontology annotation, biological process: transmembrane transport; sodium-independent organic anion transport. Gene Ontology annotation, cellular component: membrane. The coding region runs from base 1 to 978 and encodes 325 amino acids. The record is from RefSeq and is a predicted model, not a curated record.